Messenger RNA from Phycomyces blakesleeanus NRRL 1555(-), 699 nucleotides. RefSeq lists its product as hypothetical. The record is from RefSeq and is a predicted model, not a curated record. The transcript has 2 exons. Lineage: Eukaryota; Fungi; Mucoromycota; Mucoromycetes; Mucorales; Phycomycetaceae. The coding region runs from base 1 to 699 and encodes 232 amino acids.
AUGUUGCCUCCUAUCGUCAAUGACCUCAUUAGUCUGGAGAAAGGUAUUGAGAUGUAUUCUGAGGAUCAUGGUGAAGUAGUUCUUGUCGUUGCGCCCCUGUUGCUCUUUAUGGGUGACAACCCUCAUCAAUCUCAGCUUGCCAUGCAUAAGAGAACAUCUGUCAAGAAGUUUUGCCGAAAAUGCCUCAUACCUUCACCUCGUAUUGAACAGGGUUCCAUCCCUGACACUCCGCCGUAUUCUCCAGUUGACCACCGUGGGUCAGAAGAAAGAAUGAGGGAUUUCUUGUGCGCCUUUGCCAAUGCCAAUUCCCAGUCAGAGCUAUAUCUCAAUGGGUGCGAAUUGAGUUAUAUUAAGAAUGGAAGUGAGGAAUUUCUUAGACUCAAAGCCUUUGACCCUACCAAAGACAUGCCUAAGAUGCUGACUACAAGUGAAAAGGGGAGACUCCAGGAAGCUCUAAACUCUUACAAGUCUUGUAAGAGUUACAGCCGAACAUUCAGGAACAAGCUUUGUCACACUGGUUCGUUUGUUGGACGCAAUUUCAAGGAAUUGAUUCAAGUCCUGCCUGGAAUUACAAGCAAGCUCUUUAGUGACAAACCAUCGGCAAGUUUGUUCAUUAAAGCCUUGCAUGCAUUAGGCCACCUGUCGUCUUUGGUGUACACGCGUGGAGUCGACUGGUGCUUCAACUACUAUAUUGCCUAG